Lutzomyia longipalpis is the source of this 1907-nucleotide messenger RNA. Its product is annotated as juvenile hormone esterase-like. The record is from RefSeq and is a predicted model, not a curated record. NCBI's taxonomy places the organism in Eukaryota, Metazoa, Arthropoda, Insecta, Diptera, Psychodidae. Bases 54 to 1907 code for a protein of 617 amino acids. The transcript has 7 exons.
AAUUUUUUUUAAACUUGGAAAUUUAGUAUAAGGCUUCGGAAAAGGAGCGAGAUAUGUUGAAGUUAAUUGUGUUCUGUGCUAUUGUGACAACUGUCCUGUCUGGGAAUUAUGAUCACCACCACCACCAUCAUCAUGAUGAUCAUCAUCAUGCUGCCGAACAUCCUGGUCAUAAAAGAGGACAUGAGCAUUCUUCGUCCUAUCAAAGCUUCAAUAUAAAGGAUGAUCAUUUCCAUUCAAGUCCUGUGCACUCAUCAGAAGAACAAAAACAUCACAAGCACUCUAUCAUCAUAUCUGGAGAAGAUGAUUCAAGAGAGUCAGAUCACUCUAAACCAAAGGUUUGUGCGAAAGUCGGGUGCAUCCGUGGAAAAGUUGAGCCAGGAAGGAAAAAUCCGUACGACGCCUUCUACGGAAUCCCUUAUGCUGAGCCACCAGUUGGAAAGCUUAGAUUAGAAAAUCCACUUCCACAUAAAGGAUGGAAGGGAUAUUGGGAUGCCACCUUCCAAAGGAGUGACUGCACACAGAGAAACAUUUACAUCCAUACGCAACCAAUUGUAGGCUCCGAAGAUUGUCUCUACCUCAAUGUCUAUCGUCCACAUAAACGUCCCCAUAAGCAUCUACCAGUUAUGGUCUUUAUUCACGGUGGAUCCUUCCUAUCCUCAUCAUCUAGUUCUCGUGUAUAUGGUCCUGAGUAUUUAAUGGACAACGGGGAAGUAAUUCUGGUGACGAUCAACUAUCGAUUGGGUAUGUUUGGCUUCCUAUGCUCAGGCGAUGGGGCUGUGAAAGGAAACUUCGGAUUGAAAGAUCAGCAGCUUGCUCUCAAAUGGAUAGCAGCCAACAUUGAAGCUUUCGGUGGUGAUCCACAUUCUGUUACAUUGGUGGGAAUUGGAGCUGGUGCUAUUUCAUCGCAUUUGCAUAUGAUGAAUCCAGUCUCUUCAGAACUUUUCCAUCGCAUUGUUUUAAUGAGUGGAACGGCUAUAUCACAUUGGGCAUUUUCAUACGAUUGGGCCCAUAAAUACCGCUUAAGUGCAAAAUAUACUGGAGAAGAUCAUUGGGAUUCUGCAUCAACUUAUCAACUUGCGCAGCAUUUUAAAAAAUUGGAUCCUCUAAGUCUCGUCUUGGGUGUUGAUAGACUUUUUGCAUUUACAUUAACACCUCUUGCGCCACUGCGUCCAUGCAUAGAAGAUGACUGGGAAGGUGCUUUCCUCAAAGCAGAUCCGCGAAAAUUGUGGGCAGAAGGGAAAUAUUCGCAGAAACCUAUUUUAAUUGGAACCACAUCUGAAGAUGGAACCUUAGCAGCCCCAAUAACAACCAAUCACACACGGUUGCACAUAUACAAUGAAUAUAUUGAGAAACUACUUCCAAUUCAAUUUGAUUUCGAUCCCAAAUAUGUUGGUGAUGUUAUCAAAUCCUACCUUGGAAAAGAUUACAUUGAUGAGAAAAAUGUUGGGUCGUAUUAUCAGCUCAUGGAAGAUAGGACCUUCGUUCACCCAGUGAUUACAGUCGUUAAUCAACACGUUAAAAAUGCAAACAUACACAAGAGUCCAAUUUUCAUCUACGAAAUGGGAUUCAAGGGCCCACAUACCUUUGUAGAAGUCUCUACGGGUUUGGAUAUUAAUUUAGGAGUUAGUCAUUUCGAUCAACUACUCUACCUCUUCAAUAUGCCUGAGCAUUUCCCAACAUUCGAUCCACAUUCACCGGAGGGUUUAAUGGCCGAAGCUUUUGUUAAAACUUUCGUACACUUUGCAACUCAUGGAGAAGUGAAGGAAUGGGCACCAUUUGAACCGUGUAACAUUCACACCAAUAAACCCUUCUGUGAUCGUCAAAUAUUUAAGAGAUUAGAUAAGCAUGGACCGGAUACGUAUUUGCUGGAGUCAGGAUGUCCUCAAGUGUGGGGAUGGUUGGUAUAA